Molecule: messenger RNA, 6686 nt
Organism: Ailuropoda melanoleuca (giant panda)
Lineage: Eukaryota; Metazoa; Chordata; Mammalia; Carnivora; Ursidae
Gene: DUSP14
Product: dual specificity phosphatase 14
Exons: 2
Coding region: 3297-3893 (198 amino acids)
Biological process (GO): protein dephosphorylation
Cellular component (GO): cytoplasm
Molecular function (GO): MAP kinase tyrosine/serine/threonine phosphatase activity
Source: RefSeq, a predicted model, not a curated record
CAGGACCCUGGGCUCGCCGACUUAGCCACCCAGGCAUCCCCAUAGUAGCUUUAUAAGUGAUUAAUCUACCACCUUUAUAUUAUUCUAAAUUUUACUGUACCUUCACCAGUGAGAUUUAUACUUUUAUGUGUUUUCCUGUUACUAAUAAGCACCCUUUCUUUUCAGCUUAAAGAAGUCCCUUUAAUAUUUCUUAAAAGGCCAGUUUAGUGGUGAUGAACUCCUGUAGUUCAAAACUCUCUCUCCUUCACUCCUGUAUGACAGCUUUGCUGGGCAGAGUGUGCUUUGAAGUGUUUUCUUUCACUGCCUUGAGUAUGGCGUGCCACUCCCGGCUGGCCUGCAAAGUUACUGCUGAAAAAUCUGAUAGUCUUAUGGGGAGUUCCCUUGUAUGUAACAAGUUAUUUUUCUCUUGCUGCUUUUAAGAUUCUCUCCUUGUAUUUUAACAUUUUAACAGCUUAAUUAUAAUGUGACUUAGUGUGGGUCCCUUUAGGUUCAUUUAUUUGGAAUUCUCUGAGCUUCCUCGAUCUGGAUGUCUGUUUCCUUCUCCAGCCAGGUUAGGGAAGCUUUCAGCCAUUAUUUCUCCAAAUAAGUUUUGUGCUCCUUUCUCUUCUCCUUCUGGGACCCCUGUAAUGUGAAUGUUGGUCCACUUGAUGUUGUCCCAUAAGUACCUUUUUUUUUUUUUUAAGAUUUUAUUUAUUUAUGUGACAGAGACAGAGAUAGAGACAGCCAGCAAGAGAGGGAACACAAGCAUGGGGAGUGGGAGAGGAAGAAGCAGGCUCAUAGCAGAGGAGCCUGAUAUGGGGCUCGACAUAACGCCAGGAUCAUACCCUGAGCCGAAGGCAGACGCUUAAUGACUGUGCCACCCAGGCGCCCCAUGUCCCAUAAGUACCUUAAGCUGUCUUCACUUUUCUCAUUCUUUUGCUGCUCUGAUUAUGUCAGGCAGUUCUGUUGAAACCCUCUCGCUUAUUUUUCAGUUCAGUUAGUUUGUUCUUCAGCUCUAUGAUUUCUCUUUGGUACUUCUUAUAUUUUCUAUCUGUUGAAGCUCUUACUGUGUUCACUCUUCUGCCAAGUUCAGUGAGCAUCUUUAUGACCAUUAUUUUGAACUCUUUCUCAGGUAAAUCACUUAUUUCCAUUAAGGACUACUUCUGAGAUUUUAUCUUGUUCCUUCAUUUGGAACAUAUUUUUCUGUUUCUUCAUUUUCCUCGAUUCUUUGUUGGUUUCUGUGCAUUAGAUAAAACAGCCAUCUCUCCCAGUCUUGAAGGAGUGGCCUCGUGUAGGUGAACCUUAUUGUUCAGGACUGCCUUCGUUUUGGUUUUCUCUCAAACCUUUGAUUGUCCAAGCAGCCUAUUUAUUUUUAGUGGCUCCCAGUUGUUUCACGUGUGACAAGACCUGUCAGUGUUCUGAAGGGGGAGGAUGUCACUUAGCAGCUUCUAACAUAUGCAGAUAAACAUAGUCCUGUGGGACUGCAAGUGUCCUUUUCAUUGGCCAGCAGAGUCUGGUGGUCUAGAAGUGUCCCCUGGACAGCAGUCACAAAAAUCAGGACAUCAGACAGGUGUACAAGUUCCUUUCCAGGAGAUACUGGAGACUAGGAGUACGGCAAAGGGAAGACACAAAGAUGGCAUCCCCUGGCUUGGUCCCUGGAGUAAGCCUCAGCGGGCCCCCAGACGUGUGCCAAGGCAGGAGCCUGCCCCUAAGGCUAAAGCUCCAGGACAAGCAAUAGGCUUUUUCACAGAACAACAGUCUGUUUCAGUUGGCUGUCCGUGCAGUGCCCUGGGGGUGGUAGCAAGGGAGAAUGGUCUCUUCAUUUGUUACAGUCCCAUGGGACCCAGGGACGCAAGCCCUGCUGACCACCAGAGCCGGCAGUCGGUGGAUAUGCCCUGGGUGGCAGCCAUCAAAGCCAGGGCACAGACACACGGAGAAGCUCCUGUCCGGGAAAGACGGGCAUUCUGGAGAGGACUGCAGUGGAUGCUUACAUCCGUAUGUGCUUCAUUAGAAGCCUGCCCGUCAUGCCCCAUGCUAGAACUAUUUUUAAAGCUUUUUUAAAAUGUUAAACAUGAACAUGUCCUAUGAUCCAGCCCUUCCACUCCUCUGUAUUUAACCAGAGAAAGGAAGGCGUAUGUCCACACGGCUGCCUAUACGUGGGGGUUUUACGUCAUGUUCUCCAUCAGCUGCACUUGUAAUAGGCUCCAAGGCCAGACGUGAGUAAGCGAAUAAACCUGGGUCUGCGCCGUGGAACAGCACCCAGCCUCGUGAAGGAAGGAGUUGUUGAUCCGCGCAGCAACCGAGGAGAACGUCGGAAGAACUCUGCUGCGUGAGAGGCCAAACCAACAAAUCCUCGUAUUGGGAUUCCAUUACAUGAAGUCUAGGAAAUGUAAAAAUAGCGACAGAACAUCAAUGGUUGCGUGGCAGUGGGGCUUGAGGGUGAGGGAGUGAUGGAUUCAAGGAGCACGAGGAAAUCUGGAGGGGGCGAUGGAUAGAUUGAUCCUGUCGAGUCAUGGUGUGUGCAGUGUAUGCACAGGAUUCAGAACUCAUCAAGUUGCACACUGGUCAAGUGCUGCAGCAGCUCAGUCACGCCUCGACAGGGCUGUAAAAACUAGGUAUAUAUUUGAGUGUGAUGGCUCCUGGGAAAAGCGGAGGGACGGGUAGGGGAGGAACGCACUUCUUCAUCGGUGCUCACCAUAUUGUUACAUAAAUGCAAAGCUGAGGGGGCCAACGUGGAAGAGCAGGGGCGGUCUCAGUGCCGUCCGCGGCAGCCGGUGCUCGGGAGGCUGUCCCCCGGCGUCCGUCCUGCCGCACGGUCUCCCACGCCGCUGGGUGCACGGAGGGCACACAUGGUCCUGCAUCUUUCUCCCAGCCCCCGGAGCAGUGCCUUAUUACAUUUCCUUUCAAAAAUCUUUGUGAUGGCCGAAACUGUACUUAACAUUUAUUACAACAUGAGUUACGUGUCAUUAACAAAAAGCUGAGACUCAGGUUAUUUCUUACUGGCAUCUUCUUUAGUUAACAUGCUUUCCACUUGCUAGUUUUAUUCCAGUCAAACCCAGUUUAGUAAUAAAAACCCAGGAGGAAUUCUUUUGAACUUCCUGAUUGGCCACAUUGUUGCCUCCUUGUCUUUCUGCAGAUCGGAUUUGUAUCCACUGUGACCAGCACGCUCAGUUAGGACUUUCCAGAUCCUGACCCAGGACUGUGGAGUAACCAGAUUCCUCACAAGAAGGAGACAGUGAUUUUGCAUUCCUUGGUGGAAGAAAACCAAACCCUCUGGUCUUGCUUCCAACGAUGCAAGUGUGAUUGCUGGCAUCUUCAUGAGCUCCAGAGGUCACAGCACACUUCCACGGACUCUCAUGGCCCCUCGGAUGAUUUCUGAGGGCGACGUAGGAGGCAUCGCUCAAAUUACCUCCUCUCUCUUCCUGGGCAGAGGCAGCGUGGCUUCCAACCGGCACCUCCUCCAGGCUCGGGGCAUCACCUGCAUCGUUAACGCUACCAUCGAGAUCCCCAAUUUCAACUGGCCCCAGUUUGAAUAUGUUAAGGUGCCUCUGGCCGACAUGCCCCAUGCCCCCAUCGGACUGUACUUUGACACGGUGGCCGACAAGAUCCACAGCGUGAGCAGGAAGCAUGGGGCCACGUUGGUGCACUGUGCCGCAGGGGUGAGCCGCUCGGCCACUCUCUGCAUUGCUUACCUGAUGAAAUGCCACAGCGUGUGCCUGCUGGAGGCCUACAACUGGGUGAAGGCCCGCAGGCCCGUCAUCAGGCCCAAUGUAGGCUUCUGGAGGCAGCUGAUAGACUACGAGCGCCAGCUCUUCGGGAAGUCGACAGUUAAAAUGGUACAGACGCCAUAUGGCAUAGUUCCAGACGUUUAUGAGAAAGAGUCCCGACACCUGAUGCCUUACUGGGGGAUAUAAUGCCACCAAAGCCUGCAUCAGCAGCCCCUCGAGCAGUACCAGCAUCUGCUACUCACCGUCUGUUCCCCUCUUCACCUUUCUUUUCAAAUGGUUGACUUUUGGUUCUCCCUGAAGUGUUUUUUACACUGGGUGUUCAAGUUUAUUUUAAAAGCUAGGGAGGGAGGGGAAGAACAUAAGGGGAAUGCAUACAUUGCUAGUAACAUUUUAAAAACUAACAUUUUGGAAUAGUGUUUAUGAAAAUCUUUAACUGGCUUUUAAUCAUUUUUAACAAUUUGAACAGUUUAAUAAACUGGUUCUGCUCUAUUCUGAAUCCCAUGCCUUUAGGCAUCAUGGCAGGUGCAGGAGGAGCUCAGUGCAAAAAUCACUUUGGGUCCUGAUUAACCCUUUAGAGACCAGCUUUGCCUAAGGCUGCCGACCAAACAAAUGCUUAGGGAAGAUUGAAACCAGCUUCAGUCUCUACUGGAUUAGCCCUACUCUUUCCUUUCCUAUUAUUUCGUGACUCUGUAAGUUAAAAACCUAAACCUUUAUUAUCUAGUUGUUAAGUAAUUAUAAUGAAAUCUGCUGCAGACACCCUCUUGGAAUCAUUGUGCCCCAGGACUAUAUUAGCAUUAUUUUUAAUAAAUAUAUCUGCAUAAUAUAUUAGAAUUUUUACUAAGAACAUCAGGGUGUGUAUGUGUCUGUGUGUUGAUGCUGGAAAAAAGAUGCCCUGCACUAACUCCGUUCAAAUACGGUUCCUGUGCCAACUCUGAAUGUUACUUCAAACAGACAACCCAGCUGAGUUAUGUCAACGUUUCACAUCCUUGCAGAUGGCACAUGUCAGUAUCACUCACAAGCCCAGAACCGUGGAAGACAGCAUGGAGCGGACGCUCGGAUAAAAGGUCCUGUUUCCAGCGGUCUCUUGGUAGCGGGAGCGCACUGCGCCGGAGCAACGAGCCCGCCACCAGACGCUGCUUAACAAAAGCUCUGCCUUUGCUGGACUGUUAACAAACACAAAAAUGCCCUAAGCCAAACCUCAAAGUGAUAAGCAAAUGUCACUCCUCAGGGACCCGGCAGAAGUUCACUUGCUUCUCCCCUAGUCCACACCUUACAAGCUACUGGGAGUCAUCCAGCUGCCCUGGCUUUGUUUUACUUCAGUUGCCAAGUAGGCUGCAGCUUGUUUAUUCAUGGAAGAACUUGCUAGAUUUUUGGCCUCUUUUGGCAAGAAGCCAUAAAUACAAUGUCUGUGGCUACAUGCUUAUAUAUAUUUUCUAGAUCCUACCUGGUCUGUGGCAGUGGUUUCCAUCCGAAUUCUACCUUGUGGUCUUCAUACCAUUUACUUUUAUAAACCUGCACCAUUGUCUAAAUAGGAAAAUUAAAAUGAAGUUAAUUGUUUCAAUGGGAAAUUGGAGGAACCCAUAAAUGCUACAUCAGCACAUGGUCAAGAAUCCACCAAAAGAACAAAACAAUCCACGGCUGUGGAGGCUGUGGCUUCUCUAGCAUGAAGGCAAACUCUAAGUCUUGUAGUCUUUGGGUAAGAGUCCAGAAAUAACUGCUGUACUACAGGAAGGGAACACUUGGUGAUGGACGUUCGUGGUAGGAAAAUUUCCUGCAGAAAUCCUGGCUAGCACCACGACUGGGAUGUAACUAAGCAUUCUUAGUACUUAGGCCUAACACCUUUCUAAUCUAAAUGUCAGAGCUUAGUAGCCGCUCACCAAGGAAGGCGUGUGACCCAGAGGGUGUCGGGGAUUUCUGCAGCGAUCCCCAGCGCCAAGCAAGCGUUGCAAAUUUCUGUAAUGUAAGGGGCCUAUAAUCCCUCCCAAGCUUGAGAUCACACAAGUCAUUAAAGGAGAAGGCAUCUUUAAAAUACACAACCUAUAGACAGUGCUAACUAGUAGCCACGGAGAAAACAAAGCCUGGCUGGUGAGCCUUUUCUACCUCAAGCGCGUCCAGAUUCAGUUCCACACGGCCCUAGAAUGCCGAGAGCCGAACACAAUACCGAGAGAAGAGCGCUUACUAAUCGCCACUCAGGCGGUGGGCUUGAAGCUGCCUGCAUGAUUCACAGUACGGAAAUAAGUAACCUUGGUUACUGUUUCCAAGGACACUGGACUCUCGGCUAAUAAGAGCCGGGUGAAGCUGAAUGCAACGCGGAGCCAGUCGAAUGAACUUGCGUACAUCAGGAAAACAGCAGUACGCCACGCUCCCGAGAUCCCUGGUGGCCCGAGCGUGAGCGCUGCCGCUGAUGGACAGGCACUACGAGUAGGGGACAGCUGUCAUAGCCCAGGCUUCUUGGUGACGUCUGCCGUUCCCUCCUGCACCUCCCGUGGAGCGACUACAGCCCUCAUACUUGGUAAGGCCAGCAGCAAUUACACUUAGAUUCUGGAAUCUAGGAAUGGAACCAUUCCGGUUAGCAGGUGAGCGUACUUUUUAAAAUGUCACGGACACAGGCCAUUGCGACAGGAUAAUGGUCCAUAUGGCACUCCCCCAAACUCUCAGCAUUGUGAACCCUAACCGGGCAGGUAGACUUUGCUAUCGCGGUCUCUUAUGGAAUGUACGAGAUCAACGAGAAGCUGCCUGAACCCCAGUGCCAGGAGGAAACGAGGUGCCGCUCAGGCAGACGUGGAGCACACAGGCCUCGGGGAAGCCUGAGGAACCGGCCCACUCGUGUGGUUCCUAACACUCUGCGAGCCCCACGGAGGACAAAGGCCCUGAGGGUAAUAAUUCAGACAGCUGUGUCAGCCGGAGAUGAAUCUGGAGACGAAGAGAAAAGCAGAUUCAUCUCCGCACCUCUCCGCACUCGGGCACAGCCAAGGGGAA